Messenger RNA from Olea europaea var. sylvestris, 1733 nucleotides. Its product is annotated as membrane-bound transcription factor site-2 protease homolog. Gene Ontology annotation, molecular function: metalloendopeptidase activity. The transcript is spliced from 8 exons. The record is from RefSeq and is a predicted model, not a curated record. Bases 318 to 1592 code for a protein of 424 amino acids. Gene Ontology annotation, cellular component: membrane; cytoplasm. Gene Ontology annotation, biological process: regulation of response to endoplasmic reticulum stress; membrane protein intracellular domain proteolysis. NCBI's taxonomy places the organism in Eukaryota, Viridiplantae, Streptophyta, Magnoliopsida, Lamiales, Oleaceae.
GUACAGGUAUUGCGAUUUGAAGUUUUUGGCCCUCAAUGAACCUCUGUUCCGUUUCGGUCGCCGGCACUCAAGAUUCUUCUCUGGGAAUUGGCUCGAGCUCUACUUGCUUACACAGGGAAUGCACAGCUUGGAAAUACUUCAUUCAGCCUUUCCCCUUUGGUUAGCAUACAUCCCUAUGUCAACAAACUUUUAACCAGAAGAACGACAAUAUCUAGAUGACUGGUGGGGGUAAUUCUGCUUUUGUAUAUCAGGACUGAACAUGUCACUCCCCAGUAUUGGAUACGUCUGUAUAUCUUCUGUCAUAUCUGUUUUCGUCCAUGAGCUCGGUCAUGCUCUUGCUGCUGCAAGCGAGCACUGUGUGCACAAGUGUUUGUUUGGAGGAUGGAUCUCACAUGAUUAUUGUAGGCACGCCUUUUGUGGGAAGCAGUGAGGGUAUACCUAUGGAGUAUGUUGCUGUCUUUUUGGCUGUAUCUUUCCCAGGAGCUCUUGUGGCUUUCAAUCAUGCUUCUUUGGAAGCAUUACCUGGGGCGGCUGCCCUUCGCAUAUACUGUGCUGGAAUUUGGCAUAAUGCAGUAUUUUGUGCAGUUUGUACCUUGGCUUUGUUCCUUCUUCCCUUCAUCUUCAGUCCAUUCUACAUACAUGGUGAAAGUCCCAUGGUUUUGGAUGUGCCUCCCAUGUCACCAUUAUCUGGUUAUUUGUCACCUCGAGAUAUAAUUUAUUCACUGGAUGGCAUCCGCAUCCAUACUGCUCAAGCGUGGAUGGAAAUGAUUGCUUUGCUGACUAAGCAGAACAUCAAAGAGUUGGACAGUUCUGGUGAAUUUAGAGGAAAAAGCAGAAUAGGGUAUUGUGUUCCUCAUUCUUUAAUUGAAGAGAGCACUAACAUUCAGUUGAAUGGGAACCAAACAACUUGUCCAAAGGAACUUAUUGCAUUUGCAUCUAUGUCCUGUUUGGAUCCAAGUAAGUCCGAGGAUGGAAGCUCUGGAAAUAGUUAUCAAAAUAUGAGAGAAACUGUUCAAUGUUUUAAUGCUAAGGAUAUUCUUACGCUUAAGAGAUGUGGCUAUGGUUCGGCAAAGGCUACAAGACGUAGUAAUCGCUGCCUGUGUUCAGAGGCUGAAUCUUGCUUCUCUCCAGUGGAGCAUCCAGGUCUAGCAUGGGUCGAGAUCACUUAUUCAAGGCCUUCUUCUCCAGAAUGCCAGAAUCAUCAAAAAAGUAUAUUACCCGACAAUACGAAUCCUAAUAUUAGAGAAAGAAGAUGCCUUCAGUCUCUUGUUUUUAUUGGUGAAGUGAUCUCCAUGGCACAUUCAGUCCAUUUGACUUCAUAUCAACCUCGCUGGUCAAUUGAUUUUGCUGCAGAUCUUCCAAAUCUGAUAGAAAAACUUUUGACAUGUGCUUUCCAUGUGUCUAUGAUACUAGCUCUUCUAAACAGUCUGCCGGUGUUUUUUCUUGAUGGAGAAUCCAUCCUAGAGGGUACCCUGCACCACUUGAAUUUUUUGAGCCAAAGGAAGAAGGGACCUAUUCUUCAGUGUUGCCUGCUUGCAGGGACUGUUUUUUCCAUCACUUUUGUCUUGCGGAUAUUAUUAGUCAUGUUGUAAACUGAGGCCAUUUCACCAUUUCCUCGGUAUUAGAAUUUGAUGUCCAUUUAAGAAGCAUGUGAAUUUGUAUCUCUGACCUUGAUUAAUCUUCCAGAUUACUUUCAGAAGUUCAGAAUCGACAAAAUCCUCUCGUACUUUUCU